This is a messenger RNA of Manihot esculenta (cassava), 555 nucleotides long. RefSeq lists its product as uncharacterized. The coding region runs from base 1 to 555 and encodes 184 amino acids. The transcript is spliced from 2 exons. The record is from RefSeq and is a predicted model, not a curated record. Lineage: Eukaryota; Viridiplantae; Streptophyta; Magnoliopsida; Malpighiales; Euphorbiaceae.
AUGACUCCUUAUGAAGUUUUAUAUGGGAAGAGAUGCAAAACACCAUUGUGUUGGAAUGAGGUAGGAGAAAGACAAUUAGAAGGUCCAGAAUUAGUGCAACACACUAUAAAUAAAAUUCAAAUGAUCAAAAGUAGAUUAAAAGCAGUACAAGACAGACAUAAGAGUUAUGCAGAUCUGAAGAGAAGGGAUAUUGAAUAUAAUGUUGGUGACAAGGAUCAUAUGAGAUUUUAUAGACUUCGACCAGUUGCUUAUCGUUUAGCACUACCUCCAGAGCUAUCACAGAUUCAUGAUAUCUUUCAUGUAUCUAUGUUAAGGAGAUACAGAAGUGAUCCUUCCCACAUCCUCCAGAAACAACCUAUCGAGUUGAGAAAAGAUUUAACAUACGAAGAAGAAUCAGUAGAGAUCAUUGCCAAAGAAGAGAAGGUUCUGAGGAACAAGAUAAUACCCUUAGUUAAAGUUCCAUGGAGUAACUACUCUACUAAAGAAGCUACUUGGGAAAAAGAAGAGAAUAUGCGAAUUCAAUUCUCACAUUUAUUCCCUUCACCAGGUAUGUAA